Messenger RNA from Diaporthe amygdali, 1527 nucleotides. RefSeq lists its product as uncharacterized. The coding region runs from base 1 to 1527 and encodes 508 amino acids. The transcript has 7 exons. Gene Ontology annotation, molecular function: protein serine/threonine kinase activity; ATP binding. The record is from RefSeq and is a predicted model, not a curated record. Gene Ontology annotation, biological process: protein phosphorylation. NCBI's taxonomy places the organism in Eukaryota, Fungi, Ascomycota, Sordariomycetes, Diaporthales, Diaporthaceae.
AUGGCUGAGGCCCUUGGCACAGUGGCCAGUGGCCUGCAGGUGGCAGCACUGGCCGGAAAAAUCAUCGCAGAUUGCCUGAAAGUCCGCACCCUUUACCGCGAAAUGCAAGGGGCAUCAGCUGAGAUUUCCGCUAGCCUUGAAGAAAUACACAUCCUGAAUCAAGUACUCGAGGAAGUUGGAAAGUCACCGAUGGCCACGCACUUUCUACGCCUGGCUGUCAUCAUUCACCAAGACGUCCUUGCUAGAAUGAACCAUCGGCUCGAGACGUCCCUUCACCUUGUGCUUUUCUCGAUCCAGCUGACCAUGGUCUCAAAUCAGGGCAAGAUAGAAUCAUCGACUGUUGAAAUAAGACAACUCCUCAACUCCCAAACCUCUCUACCAUGCACUUUCUACGCCUCGAUUACUGGACACUCCUGCAACGCUCCCGAGGAGGAGCCUUGUUUGGCAGCUCCCAACCACUGGGAUCAGAUAUGCCUGAUACUGAGAGAUGGCGACGGAGCGAUCCUCCCGAUAUCGCCACAGGUCCAUCGGAAGAACAUUUCGGAUGGAGCGACCUUCGACAUCGUGCAUACGGCGCGUGACUCAAAGGCAUGGCAUGAUCACUCGUCGAGCUGCCUCGACAACCUCGCACUUCACAAAUUCUCCAUAAUGGAGAUCAAGCAACAACUCAUCUCGCGACCCGAGGAGCUCGUUGGGCCUGCACCGCAUUUGGCCGGACCGAAGCAGCCACACCUCAGCACACCAGUAUCCCUCGCUGCCAGCCUCAACAACUUGUGGCUCUACCUUGGAUGUGCAAACAGAGCCAUGGCUUAUUCCAGGAAUAACGAUGCCACCGCCGCCGACAUCAACAGAGAUCGGCUUUUUGCUACCGGGACUUUCAAGAAUGUGUGGCAAGGCCGGUAUAUCUCAGGCGCCAGGACUGGUCAAGCAUGCGUCGCCAAGGAAUUCAAGAGCAGCUCUGUGUUUGAGGACCACUACUUCCAGGAAGAGUUGAAUAUUAUCGACCGAGCCCAGUACAUCAUUGACAACUGGCAUGCCGCAAACAUAGUGAAUCGCCGCAUUUUGAUGAGUCGACCCCAGAUAUGGCAAUACAGGCGCAAUGGGCGCAAGGCCCUGGUUGAGCCCUUUAUUCUCAACUUCCAAAAGUUCAACAGCAACACGGGCUGGAUUCCAAAUUCCAGGGACUCGUGGUGUGAGGCUAUGCAAGCCUUGAGCCACUUUUCUUAUCACAUCACUGGCGGCCAAUUCCUGUUGUGUGACUUGCAGGGUGGCACGCAUGGUGACGUAUUCAUCCUCUCCGAUCCCGUCAUCAUGUCAGCAUCUUAUAGCUGUGGGCCUGGCGAUCUUGGUCCGAAAGGGAUCCAUGCCUUUUUCCGAAGACAUCAAUGCACCCGCUUCUGCGACACCCGUUGGAUCAAGCCCAGAUCGAGUGCCAAGUCAGAAUUUUCGAAGAGGAGGGGCACGACUAUGGUGUCUCGAGUGCCAACGCGCCAGACCCGCUUGUCUCUUGCGAGGCGGACUAGGUGA